Molecule: messenger RNA, 627 nt
Organism: Entamoeba invadens IP1
Lineage: Eukaryota; Evosea; Mastigamoebida; Endamoebidae
Exons: 1
Coding region: 1-627 (208 amino acids)
Source: RefSeq, a predicted model, not a curated record
AUGAUAUUCUUUGUGUACAUUUUCGUGUGUAUAUCAUAUUCAAAGCCGUCGUUAAAAUCAAGGUAUUUCAAUUAUGAUAGAUACGCAGAUGAGUUCAGGCUUGAUGAUGAUGUAAACUCACUUUUUUCAUAUAAAACAGAAGUUAAUGACAAUUUAGAGAUAGAUAGAGAGUUGACUGAUGAAUUUAUUGAUGAAGAGAUGAACGAAGAACACAAUGAAGAAUACGACCUCCAAUUUUUCUUCAGACUAUUAUAUCAAAUUGUGGCAGACAAAGAUUCAGACAUCGACCAAGUAGGUGUCAAAAGAGUUGAAAGUGGUGUUUUAAAAUUAGAAAAAGCGAUUCUGACAAUGGAACAUUUAGACCGAACACAUUUGAUCAAAUGUGACGAAUUUAUACCCAAAAGUGUUGGUGCGACUGGAAAUGGAGAAGAGGCAGACCUUAACCUUCAAAAAGCAAAUGAAUCCAAAAAGGUAUUAAAGUUGGUGAACGACCUUUUACCACAAUUGAAAGCCAAACAGAAAGAAAUUUUAAUGGUGCUUCCUAUGAGAGAAAGAGUAAGAUUGGCAAGACGUUUUGAUUUUAGGCAUCGCUAUGAUCUUAUGUUUCAGUACGAACUUUUUCUUUAA